GGACAGAAGGAAAAAAACAUGCAGGCAAGCGCAGCUGGGCAAUACCGUGCGGAGGCUUUGAGCAUUAUAGCAACUCCAGCCGCCGGCUAAUUGCGCCUGCCCCAUAAUUACAUGUGCCGGUGUGUGCGUGUGCCAAGCAAAGAUGGCUGCAGAGAAACGCGGCGAGGUCCGGGGUGCAGGAAUGGAAGAGAGCAACGAAAAAAAACAAUCCAGCGAGGGCCUGGGACUCGAGAUAUUGCAGAUCAUCAAGGAAUCCCAGCAGCAGCAUGGUCUGAGACACGGGGACUAUCAGAGAUACAGGGGAUACUGCUCCCGACGCCUCAGACGUCUCCGCAAGACCCUCGGCUUCAAGAUGGGGAACCGGCACAAAUUCACCGGCAAGAAAGUGACUCCGGAGAUGCUGUCUGACAGCAGGUACCUGCUGCUGGUGCUGAUGAGCGCAGAGCGAGCCUGGAGCUACUCCAUGCAGCUGAAGCAGGAGGCAAACACAGAGCCACGCAAACGCUUCCACCUGCUGUCCCGACUGCGCAAGGCAGCCAAGCACGGGGAGGAGCUGGAGAGGCUGUGCGAGAGCCACCGCGUGGACGCCAAGACCAAGCUGGAGGCACAGGCCUACCAUUCAUACCUGACAGGAAUGCUGCGCUUUGAGUUACAGGAGUGGAAAGCUGCAAUGGAAGCCUUCAAUAAAUGCAAGACGAUCUACGAGAAGCUGGCCAGUGCCUUCACUGAGGAGCUGGCUGUCCUGUACCAUCAGCGCGUGGAGGAGAUCUCCCCCAACAUCCGCUACUGUGCCUACAACAUCGGGGACCAGAACGCCAUGAAUGAGCUGAUUCAGAUGAGGCUGAGUGCCGGAGGAGGAGGGCAGAUGAUGGCAGAGAAGCUGGAGGCUCUCAUCACUCAAACCCGCGCCAAGCAGGCAGCCACCAUGAGCGAGAUGGAGUGGAGGGGCCGCACCAUCCCUGUGAAGAUCGAUAAAGUGAGGAUCUUCCUGCUUGGACUGGCCGACAAUGAGGCUGCCAUUGCACAGGCUGCCAGCGAGGAGACGAAGGAGCGCCUCUACGAGUCUUUACUCAGCGAGAGCCGCGACGCCAUCCAGGCCGUGCGCGAGGAGCUCAAGGCAGACACGAAACAGCGUGACCGAGCUGUGGACGGAGAGACCGGCAAAGUCUCCAACCUGCAGUACCUGCACAGCUACCUGACCUACAUCAAGCUGUGGACAGUGGUGAAGCGCAAUGAGAGCAUGGCCCGGGUGCUGCAGGCCAAGCUGAAGGAGCCGCAGCCAGACGAGAGCAAGAGGGGCCCCCGGCCACACAACCUCAUCCGGCUCUAUGACAUCAUCCUGCAGAGCCUGGCGGAGCUGCCCCAGCUCCUGGGCAUGGAGGAUGAUCACAGCUUCCAGAAGGAGGUGGCCCUGAAGACUCUGGUCUACAAGGCGUACAGGUGUUUCUUCAUCGCUCAGUCCUAUGUUCUUGUGAAGAAGUGGAGUGAGGCCCUGGUGCUGUACCAGAGGGUCCUCAAGUAUGCCAAGGAGGUCCAGGUGCAGGCCAAGUCCUGCAACAGCAGCCUGAAGGACCUUCCUGAUGUUCAGGAGCUGAUCACUGAGGUCAAUGCUGAGACGUACUCCUUGCAGGCAGCUGCUAUUCUGGAUACGGAGGACUCGGCCGAGACUCCCUCACAAUCGCAGGAGAUCAAAGACAGCAAGCCUCUCUCUGACCGAUUGGAAGCCUUCCACCUUGACCCCUCCCUCGUGGGGAAGCAGCCCAAUCUGGUGACGUUCCCUCCGGAGUUCCAGCCAAUCCCGUGCAAGCCUCUGUUCUUUGACCUGGCGCUGAACCACGUGGCCUUCCCGCCUCUCGACGACAAGGUGGAACAGAAGGGCAAGGGUGGGCUGACCGGCUACAUCAAGGGCAUCUUCGGCUUUGGCAGCUAAUCUGCGGCCUGGCUUUGCUGGGGGGGCCUGUGCCAGGGACAUGGGUUCGUGGAGGUCCAGCUCCAGGUCCAAACCCUGUCAGCAUUUUUUUUUUUUUUUUUUUUUCCCCCAUUUGUAACUAACCUAGGCCUGAAAUGUUGCAUAAGCAUCUAGAACCCCCCAAAACCUGCAGUUGCAUUCUAGAACUUGUCCAGGUCUUGGGUUCAGGGUUCUAGAGUGCAGAACCCUGACAUUUGAGAUUCUUGAGGCAAUCCAGACUUCUUGUGUUCUAGAGCUAAUCCAGAAUCAGGAUUAGGCUAGUGUACUAGAGUAUCUUAAAUAUACUUUUAAUUCUUAAGCGCCUUCAGGAUCCAUUGUUCCAUGUUGAAUUGCCUGGCUGGGCAACAGUCUCUCGUCCCCUAUCUUAAUGUUCAGUACCUGUCACUGGGGUUCUAAAGCAUGCUUUGCUGCACAUUGUAACCUCCGCCUGCUUACUUGCUGCCUCAUUCCAGUCCAGAGUCUGCACUGGGAUAGCGUGAGCACAUGUCAGCUAGCUGUGUCCACAGUGAGAGCAGCCCUGCUGGUUCAGUACCGUGCUUUCCAGUGCAAGACUGUGGCUCUCUCUGUGCUCUCCCCUUUCAAUGGGAUCACACACUACAGACU
Molecule: messenger RNA, 2572 nt
Organism: Polyodon spathula (Mississippi paddlefish)
Lineage: Eukaryota; Metazoa; Chordata; Actinopteri; Acipenseriformes; Polyodontidae
Product: signal recognition particle subunit SRP68-like
Exons: 16
Coding region: 143-1930 (595 amino acids)
Biological process (GO): SRP-dependent cotranslational protein targeting to membrane
Cellular component (GO): signal recognition particle, endoplasmic reticulum targeting
Molecular function (GO): signal recognition particle binding; endoplasmic reticulum signal sequence receptor activity; 7S RNA binding
Source: RefSeq, a predicted model, not a curated record